Closterium sp. NIES-65 is the source of this 849-nucleotide messenger RNA. The record is from the annotation of a GenBank genome assembly. NCBI's taxonomy places the organism in Eukaryota, Viridiplantae, Streptophyta, Zygnematophyceae, Desmidiales, Closteriaceae.
AUGGCGGCGCACAAGCCGUUAUCGACGGGUGGGGAGGCGGGCUCAGAGUUCUCGGACGUCCCCGGCGGGGCGAAGAGCGUGACGACGAGGGUGAUGGAGAUGGGCGCGAGCGCCGUGCAGCAGUUCGGCCCCAUCCGCCAGAUCGGCCAACACCUCUGCGCGUUCCACUAUUAUGCCAACGACAUGUCGCGACAAGUCGAGGCGCACCACUACUGCUCGCACGUCAGCGAGGACGUGCACCAGUGCCUCGUCUACGACUCCGACCAGCCCUCCGCGCGCCUCAUCGGUGUCGAGUUCAUCGUCUCAGAAAAGAUCUUCCUGUCUUUGCCUGAGGACGAGCAGCGCAUGUGGCACUCGCAUGAGUAUGAGGUCAAAAGCGGGCUGCUCAUCAUGCCGGGCAUGCCGGCAGUAGCAGAGCUGCCUGUGAUGAGCAAGCUCGUGAAGACGUUUGGCAAGACGUGGCACUUCUGGCAGUUUGAUAGGGGAGACACACUGCCGCUGGGUGUGCCGCAGCUCAUGGGGGCGUUCUUUGCUGACGGGCAGCUGAAACCCGAACUGCCUAAAGCGGUUGAGCAGCGGUAUGGGGUGCAGCUGGAGGAGAGGCGGCAGCUGCGAGCUGACCUUACAGGCCCUGAGCUCGCUGUGGAUCGCUUAGCGCAGCAGUUUAAAAGGGGGAUGGGGUACGAGACACAGCUCAAGGAGUGCCAGCUGGACGGGCAGGAGAGGAUGGCAAAGGGAGGCGUGGGUGCCGCAAGUGUGACUGGUGUGGGCAGUGGUGGCAUGGAGCAUGUGGGGCAGGCAGGGACAGGCACUACAGACAGCGACUGCAAGGCCAGGAUUGGUGGCUGA